CCUGAAUUCCUCCGAAGCCAUGGCGAGCAGAAGCAAUAUCAAAGAAAGCAUUGGCAAGCCAAUAAGAUGCAAAGCUGCAAUAUGCAGAAAAGCAGGGGAACCUCUUAUAAUAGAGGAAGUUGAGUUGGAUCCACCAAAGGCCUGGGAGGUCCGGAUCAAGAUUUUAUGUACAACUCUGUGCCACUCUGAUGUAAGCAUGUGGAAAAUGGAUUCGGGGCCAUUGGUUAAAUUUCCAAGGAUUUUCGGACACGAAGCUGUGGGAGUAGUGGAGAGCGUGGGGGAGCAUGUGGAAGAGGUGAAAGAGGGGGACUUGGUGGUGCCAGUGUUCUUAGCAAACUGUGGAGAAUGCAGUGACUGCAAGAGCCCAAAGAGUAACCAGUGCACCAAAUUCGGGAACGUUUAUACUGAUAAAAUGCCGAGAGAUGGAACGAGCAGGUUCAGGGACAUGAAAGGAGAAGUGGUGCACCAUUACUUGCAUGUUAGCAGCUUCUCUGAGUACACGGUGGUGGAUGUGACCCAUGUUGUCAAAAUUACCCAUGACCUUCCUGUUGAUAAAGCUUGCUUGCUUAGUUGCGGAGUUUCCACAGGGAUUGGGGCGGUAUGGAAGGUUGCUGACGUAGAAGAAGGAUCUACAGUGGCUAUUUUUGGGCUUGGUACCGUGGGCAUGGCUGUUGCUGUAGCAGCAAAGCAACGAGGGGCGUCAAAGAUCAUUGGCAUCGAUCUGAAUCCCGAAAAAUUUGAAAUAGGAAAAAGAUUUGGAAUCACUGAUUUUGUGAAUCCUUCCGAUUGCAAAGAGAAAGAGAAGUCCGUGAGCGAGGUGAUUAAGGAGAUGACGGAUGGAGGUGCUGGUUAUUGCUUCGAGUGCAUAGGCUUGGCUUCUUUAAUGGCUGACGCUUUUAAUAGCAGUCGAGAUGGUUGGGGAAAGACAAUUAUAUUGGGAGUGGACAUGCACGGCUCGCCACUGUCUCUAAGCCCUUAUGCCCUACUGAGAGGAAAAACUGUAACUGGAUCAUUUUUUGGAGGCAUCAAACCCAAAAUUGAUGUUCCCUUCCUUGCCAAGACGUAUUUAGACAAACUUAACAUAGAUGACUUCAUAUCGCAUGAAGUGGGGCUUGAGGACAUCAACAAAGCUUUUGACUAUCUCCUGGAAGGAAAGAGCCUUCGCUGCAUUAUAAGGAUGAAUCACUAACCAGCUUGUCAACAUUUUCAUGGGAUCCUCAAAUUAAACUUUGUCAUCCUUUAUCUCCGCAUGAUAAUAAAAAAAGCCUUGUAUUUGUAAUAUUAAGCCUACAAAUGGAAAUAAUCAUAAAUCAUAAUGGAGGAGUUCCUCUUGGCUUGACCUGUGUUAAGGCCCGAUGAUAACCCCUUACCCAUAUGAUCUUAUGUUGUGUGCUUCA
Molecule: messenger RNA, 1397 nt
Organism: Cajanus cajan (pigeon pea)
Lineage: Eukaryota; Viridiplantae; Streptophyta; Magnoliopsida; Fabales; Fabaceae
Product: alcohol dehydrogenase-like 2
Biological process (GO): formaldehyde catabolic process
Cellular component (GO): cytosol
Molecular function (GO): S-(hydroxymethyl)glutathione dehydrogenase [NAD(P)+] activity; alcohol dehydrogenase (NAD+) activity; zinc ion binding
Source: RefSeq, a predicted model, not a curated record